AUGGCUCCCAAUUUUUACCGUGAGGUUGACUUGGUCAAAGAACAAGUGAUACCACCCAUGUCCGAAGUGGUUCUGUCAUCAAACGCGAAGGAAGCUGCACCACAAAAUAUUGAAUCUAAGAAACUAUCAUACGAGUUACAAGAUUUACUGGGAGAGAAUAAAUUGGCCUAUGGCAUUUCGUUGAGGACUCCGGAGCCAUUGAUCAAUUUCUUUGGCGCAGUACGUGGUAAAUUGAGCAAUGGUUUGGAAUUUGUAGAAAAUAAAAUUGAUCGUUCGUCUCAGGCUUACUAUGACAAAGAGAGAAAAGUCACAUCUGCUAUUGCUGAUCUUCAUAGUGAUCCUAAGGAACAACUUUUACCUGGAUUUACCUACAUUCUAGUGGCUUCAAUGUCCGGAUCCAUCCUAACAAGGAAUAGAAACAUUUUCUUAAGAGGGGUCACACCAGUAGUAUUCGGUAUUUCAUGCUUCUCAUACGUCCUUCCAACAACUUACCGCAAUACUAAACGUUUGGCAUACGACAUCGAGAAACGGAACUUCCCUGUCUUUGUUAGUAGACAAGAUAAGCUAUACAAUGCCACUAUGAAGGCAGCUUGUAAUACUGCGUAUUACACUAAAAAUGUUGCUGCCACGGUCAAAAGAGGCUAUGAGAGAACAAACAAAGCUAUUAAGGAAUGGACUGGUUUGAACGUUUGA
Molecule: messenger RNA, 693 nt
Organism: Kluyveromyces lactis
Lineage: Eukaryota; Fungi; Ascomycota; Saccharomycetes; Saccharomycetales; Saccharomycetaceae
Gene: MIC26
Product: Mic26p
Exons: 1
Coding region: 1-693 (230 amino acids)
Biological process (GO): cristae formation
Cellular component (GO): mitochondrial crista junction; MICOS complex
Source: RefSeq, a predicted model, not a curated record